Molecule: messenger RNA, 911 nt
Organism: Puntigrus tetrazona (Sumatra barb)
Lineage: Eukaryota; Metazoa; Chordata; Actinopteri; Cypriniformes; Cyprinidae
Gene: mrpl34
Product: mitochondrial ribosomal protein L34
Exons: 2
Coding region: 177-569 (130 amino acids)
Biological process (GO): translation
Cellular component (GO): mitochondrial large ribosomal subunit; ribosome
Molecular function (GO): structural constituent of ribosome
Source: RefSeq, a predicted model, not a curated record
AAAUUAUCAACAGUUUUUUUGUAUUAAAAUUAAGUAAAUAAAACUCUAUGCUACGCAUAUGUCAUUCUGAGCCCGACUUCAAGGGGGCAGUAGUGAGCAUUGAAGACUCCGGCUAGCCGCCCAGCAGAGGAAGAGACACGAGACACAAGGCAUGCGAUGACUUUGGUGUGAUAUUGAUGAAAGCUAAAUCCGAAAUGAACACGUUACGAACAACACUUUUGCGCAUUUCUGGGGGACAGAGUUUGUGUCGGAGUAAUGGCCCUAACUCAGCCGUAUCCAGCUGCAGUCAGCUACGCUCUAUCAGUUCCUUGCUUCUGUCACGGGCAGUAGCUGAGCAGAAGCCUGUCCUGCAAGGAACCCUGAACACCAAAGCAGAGGGAGUUUGUGUUUCCCAGCAGCCACUCUGGCAGCAUCAACAGGUCCGCACAGUCAAACGUGGGACAGAGUAUCAGCCGAAGAACAUCAAACGAAAGAGGACCCAUGGGUGGAUCAAAAGAAUUAGCACUCCAAGUGGGAUCGAAGUAAUCCUGCGCCGAAUGCUCAAAGGACGAAAGUCUCUCACUCAUUGAUGCUCUGACCGGACACUGGCUUUGAUGGGUCUUUGAAGUAAAUCUCAGUUGAAUGUCAGCUGUGCAGUAGAGCUUUUGAGUUUCUAGUGGGAAUAAUUGUCAAAUUAAAACAAUGCACAGUGGAGUCAAUAGAUGCCACUUCAUUGGGUGGUAUUUGUUUUUAUUUCAGUUUGAUGGAUCUUGUCCGUCUUCAUACUUCCAGUUGAGCGUAUUCAUGUCAAAGUUUUUGGCGUGUUCUCAGAUCAGGGGAUUCACUUUUGGAUUUUUUUUAAUAACAUCAGCAUACUUGUAAGUAAUCAAAAUAGGACAGGAAGUAUAAGUGAGAGUUGUUGUUUUUUUUUU